This is a messenger RNA of Manihot esculenta (cassava), 1841 nucleotides long. Its product is annotated as pectin acetylesterase 12. Gene Ontology annotation, molecular function: pectin acetylesterase activity. Gene Ontology annotation, cellular component: plant-type cell wall. Bases 308 to 1561 code for a protein of 417 amino acids. The transcript has 12 exons. The record is from RefSeq and is a predicted model, not a curated record. Gene Ontology annotation, biological process: cell wall organization. Lineage: Eukaryota; Viridiplantae; Streptophyta; Magnoliopsida; Malpighiales; Euphorbiaceae.
GGCAAAUACUGUGCUUUGUAAAACAGCUCAGUACUCUCUCUCUCUCUCUCUCUCUCUCUCUCUUUCUUUCUUUCUUUCUUUCUCCAUUUCUCAUUAGAGCUGUGAUUUAUUUUUUCCCUUUUCCUAUUUUUGGUUUUAUGAAGCUAAGUACUGGCAGAUUUUGAAGAUAAAUACCAUCUUUUACUAAUAAUGGCAGGGGAUUGUUGAUUCUGAUAAGCAAAGUCUUUAGCUUUCUGUAUUUUUCCUUUCUCAUUUUUUUCAAGAUUUGGGUGGCAGAGGAUUUGCGUCAGAAGAAAGAGAGGGGCAAAUGGGGAAGCUUUUUUGGGUUUUAGUUGCAUUAGUCUCUGUUUAUGGGAAAUGGGUGGAUGGGUUUUUUGAAUUCAAUGAAACUGAGAUAUUUUACACGGGAGCUGAUAAAGCUUAUGGUUAUUUUAACGAAUCUAAACCCAUUAACAAUGCUCUUAUGGUAGGACUCACUCUGAUUCAAGGAGCUGGUGCAAGAGGAGCAGUCUGUUUGGAUGGAACAUUGCCUGGAUACCAUUGGCAUAGAGGAUACGGUUCAGGAGCUAAUAGCUGGCUCAUUCAGUUGGAGGGAGGAGGUUGGUGCAAUAACAUUAGAAAUUGUGUUUAUCGAAAAACAACCCGCCGUGGUUCAUCUAGAUACAUGGAGAAGCUGGUGCCUUUUACAGGAAUUUUAAGCAAUAGGCCUCAAGAUAAUCCUGAUUUUUUCAACUGGAACAGAGUAAAACUCCGUUACUGUGAUGGUGCCUCGUUUGCUGGGGAUAGUGAAAAUAAGGCUGCACAACUGCAAUUUAGAGGACAACGUAUAUGGUCAGCUGCGAUGGAAGAUUUAAUGUCAAAGGGAAUGCGAUAUGCUAACCAGGCUCUUCUAUCUGGGUGCUCCGCAGGUGGUUUGGCUUCUAUUUUACACUGUGAUGAGUUUAGGAACUUGUUUCCAAGAACAAGUAGAGUGAAGUGCCUAAGUGAUGCUGGUUUAUUCCUUGAUGCAGUUGAUAUAUCUGGUGGCCACACGUUAAGAAAUAUGUACAGUGGUGUGGUGGGCUUGCAGGGGGUGCGAAACAACCUGCCACGCAUUUGCACUAACCAUCUCGAUCCAACUUCGUGCUUCUUCCCACAAAACAUAAUUGGCAACGUAAAAACCCCUUUAUUCAUUCUCAAUGCAGCCUACGAUUCAUGGCAGAUCCAAUCCAGCUUAGCUCCACCAACUGCGGAUCCCCAUGGCUAUUGGAGUGAAUGCAGAAAGAACCAUGCAAAAUGUUCCACAUCCCAAAUCCAAUUUCUACAAGGAUUCAGGAAUCAAAUGCUGCGUGCAAUAAGAGGCUUCUCAAUGUCUAGACAGAAUGGAUUGUUUAUAAAUUCAUGCUUUGCUCACUGCCAAUCAGAAAGGCAAGACACGUGGUUCGCAGAUGAUUCUCCGGUUAUUGGAAAUAAGGCCAUUGCAAUUGCAGUUGGAGAUUGGUAUUUCGAUCGCGCCGCGGUUAAGGCAAUCGACUGCGCAUACCCAUGUGACAAAACCUGCCACAAUCUGGUUUUCAGAUGAACCAAAUUAUUUUAGCAAUUGAUUUAGUUUAGAUACCACAUUAUAUAUCUUCUCAUUGUUAUUGGAAAAGAUAUGAGAGAUUCAAUGCAAUUCUACAGAAGACAAUAAGAAUGAAGGUCUUCAAGAAAUGCAAAUUUAUCCCAAGCCUUUCAACAUUGUUGUAGCACUUCUCGUGCAUUCAAGUUGCAAUUUUUUUCUUCAAUUUGUGCUGUAUUGCUACACAUAAAAGUAUGUAAUUUUUCCAAUGAUUAAUCAAUUAAGUCCAUGAGCUUUAAGCUAA